Molecule: messenger RNA, 1367 nt
Organism: Anoplopoma fimbria (sablefish)
Lineage: Eukaryota; Metazoa; Chordata; Actinopteri; Perciformes; Anoplopomatidae
Product: zona pellucida-like domain-containing protein 1
Exons: 10
Coding region: 1-1218 (405 amino acids)
Cellular component (GO): cell surface
Source: RefSeq, a predicted model, not a curated record
AUGACUCUCUAUCUUUGUCUCCCUCUGCUGGUCGUGCUCAUACAGCCAGCUCUGUGUCUCUACAACUGCUCUUCUGAGUAUGAGAGAAUCCCAGACAAUUCAGACAUGACAGUUGUCUGUGGUGCCACUACGAUCACACUGGAGAUCAACCUGUGCACGGCUCAGUGGUCAGGCUUCAACACCACAGACCUGGCUCUGAACGGGAACCACAACACUACUGAGUGCUAUGGCUCAAUCGACACCAGUGUGGAACCUCCGAUCAUCCAUUACCAGCUUCCUGUUAACCACAGUCAGAAUAACCCCUGCCGCCAGUCUCUGCAGAUUGUGGAUGAGGCCCCGGACCCCACAGGUCCGUUCAGCAGCUUCUCAAGUAUCCAGUCAGUUAUCAUCACCGGGUUCAUUGACACUCCCAGAUCUGACCAGGGUUUGAUCAGUUACUCCACAGACCUCUACUAUCACUUUUCCUGCCGCUACCCGCUGGAGUAUCUGAUCAACAACACACAGAUUGUUGCCUCCUCAGUUUCCGUGGCGACCAGCGAUAAUAAUGGAACCUUCAUUGAUACACUGAAAAUGAGUGUUUUUAAUGACUCUGACUAUGGCUACCCGUUAGUGGUACCUUCUACAGGACUUGAGCUACGAACCAGGAUCUAUGUGGAGGUCAAGGCUGUUAACCUCACAGGAAAUUUCCAUGUACUGCUGGAUCACUGCUUUGGCACUCCCACUGCUUACAACAUGUCGCGCAGCGAGCAGCACAACUUCUUCGCAGGCUGUUCAGUGGACCAAAUGACAACUGUGACAAGCAAUGGCCUUUCCAAGGUUGCCUGGUUUAACUUCGAGGCCUUCCGCUUUGUUCAGCACCGCAACCAGGCAAUGUCCAGCAUCUAUCUGCACUGCAUACUGAGACUCUGUGAGCCCAGCACAUGCCAAGAGCUCCUCUCUGCCUGUAAUAACAGAAGAAAACGAUCUGUGUCUCCUUUUGGAGAAGAAAGCAGUGAAUCUGCCACUGUUUCAGUUGGACCUCUUUACACUGCAGAAGAGAGGCCAUAUGCAGCUGCUUACAGUAAUGACGUGGCAUCAGAGACGGAAGAUUUGAAUGUGACGGGCCUGGUCGUGGGGUUGGUGUUCGGCUCGGCUGCUGCUACGUUGCUGGUUCUGGGUGGCUGGUUCGCCCUGAAGAGGUUUUAUUGGGUGGGAGGAUUACCCCAUGCCUUUAACUGACGGAUCAACCAGCAAAUUAUCUUUGCCUCAUAACAUAUUGUAAUUGUAUGUUUAUUGUGAGAACAUAAACUCAGAUAAUGUUGUGAUUUGUCAGCAAUAAUCAAAUAUUCUUGUCAGGUGACCAUAGAAUAAAAGCUCUUCUUGGUAUA